AUAGAAAAAAAAGCUUUCCAGGCCAAAAAAAAGAACACUGAAAGCGGAUAGUGUGUAUUAUGUGACGAGAAUUCAUUACGAUCCUGAAGAACCAUAAUCUGGAAGACGAUGAAGAGUAUUAAGAGAAAAAAAAACCUCAUAGCACAAUGUGAUAAAAUGACUUUUUUUUUAGUGUAAUCGAGAUUUUUCCAAUAAGUCGCAAUUAUUAAAAAAAAAGUGUUCUUUCAAACAAAAAAUACAUUGUCCGAAAAUUGUUUGCGCGCUACACAUUAUCCGUGUAAUGACGACAGUGCAAGAUAAUGAUGAUGAUGAUAAUGAUACUUCAAGAGAGAAAAAAAAAAUUGUGCAAUUUUCAAAACAAAGAUAAAUUUUACUUUCAACAUAUAUAAAAUUUUGUAAUGGCAAAAUAAAGCAAGAGAAAACAAAAAUGUAUCAAAAAUGACUGACAAGAAUUCAAAAAAAACAAAUUAAAUUCAAAAAUAGGGAAAAAAAAAAAAAUUAUUUGAAAAUCUUGUGAACUAGUUUAACACGGGAAUUUGGAAAAUUCAUUUUUUUUUCUCUUCUAAAUUUAUUUCCUUGUCAUUUAAAAUGGACGCCCUUUGGAAUUCUUCGCGUUCAUCAAAUUCCAUGAAUAUCACGACAGUCAUCUGCAAUUCAACAAUCAAUUCAGAAAUAUUGUGUGACAAUGAAGAGGAUUUAGGUUUUGAUCGUGAAUUGGUACAUCAAAUAGUCAUUGUUGUUGUGCCAUUAUUUUUUGGUUUAAUUGGAAUAUUGGGUCUUGUUGGAAAUUCAUUAGUUGUACUUGUGGUUGCCGCUAAUCCAGGAAUGAGAUCAACAACAAACAUUUUAAUAAUUAAUCUUGCUGUGGCCGAUUUACUUUUUGUAUUAUUUUGUAUACCAUUUACGGCAACUGACUUUGUUUUGCCAUUUUGGCCAUUUGGAAACAUAUGGUGUAAAGUUGUACAGUAUCUAAUUAUCGUCACUGCCUGCGCAAGUGUCUACACACUCGUUCUAAUGAGUUUAGACAGGUACUUGGCGGUGGUACAUCCCAUAGCUUCCAUGUCUGUAAGGACCGAGACACAUGCAUUUAUUGCAAUUUGUAUCCUAUGGGCUGUGAUCCUAACAGUUUCAAUACCAGCACUUAUCAUUCAUGGCGAGAUUCAUUUUAUUUUACAGGAAAUGGACAUCUCGUCGUCGGAAAAUCUGACGGCGUGUCGAAUACUGCAACAUGUUAACUGGCCGUUAUUCCAGGUGUCAUUUUUCUUAUCGAGCUACGUUGUGCCUCUGACCCUUAUAAUAGGUCUCUAUAUCUGUAUGCUGUUGAGAUUAUGGCGAGGAUCUCGAAUCAGCGCAGAAAGUCGUCGAGGGAGAAAAAGAGUGACGCGACUGGUCGUCGUUGUCGUUGGAGUUUUCGCAUUUUGCUGGCUUCCAAUUCAGUUGAUUUUAGUGAUCAAGUCAGUGGGCGAAUAUCCUUUGACGACAGCAACGAUCAUGAUGCAAAUUGCAAGUCACGUGCUCGCCUAUACCAACAGCUGUGUCAAUCCAUUUCUGUAUGCAUUUCUUAGUGAAAAUUUUCGAAAAGCCUUCAGAAAAAUCAUCUAUUGCAGAUCACGACUGGAUCCACAUCAUCGGCUUGGACCACCAACAAGAACAACAAGGGCUGCUAGUACAGGUGACAUUUUAUAGGAUGCUGGUUUACAAAUCACCAUUUCGACAACGGUAGGAAACAUUAAGGACUCACACAUUUUAUAAGUAUAUAAUAAUGAUCGUAAAAUAAUUUAAAAAAUUGAUAAUAGCGAAAAAAACGUGAGUCACUGAAAUGGAGAAAAAAAACCAAAGCAAUUCGAGAAAUAAAAAAAAAAAAAUUAGAUCGAUUAUCGAAUUAUACGAAACUAUGUAAAAUAUAUGUGAUAUCGUAAACAAUAAGUGAUAUUAAAAAAAAGUCCCGUUGCGUGAGAAUUAAAAUUCAUUUAAACAAUAGGUACUCCAAUUAAAAUCGUUCGAUAACAUUUCACGUGUGAAUAAUUUAAAUUCCAAACCAUUAUUCAAUUCAUUCCAAUUAUAUAAUAACAAAUCAAAAAAUUUUAUUUUCUAUUUAUUUACAUAUUUUUUUAAACUUUUUUUUGCCAACUUUAUCUUUUUUAAAGAAAUGCGAAAAAAAAAAAAAUAUAUA
Messenger RNA from Leptopilina boulardi, 2173 nucleotides. It is a transcript of the gene AstA-R1, whose product is annotated as allatostatin-A receptor-like. Gene Ontology annotation, cellular component: membrane. Lineage: Eukaryota; Metazoa; Arthropoda; Insecta; Hymenoptera; Figitidae. The record is from RefSeq and is a predicted model, not a curated record. The coding region runs from base 589 to 1686 and encodes 365 amino acids. Gene Ontology annotation, molecular function: G protein-coupled receptor activity. The transcript has 5 exons. Gene Ontology annotation, biological process: G protein-coupled receptor signaling pathway.